AAAAGAUUUCAAGCCGCCUUAAAGUAAAAAAUUUUCGGCGGCGUUUCUGAAAUUUAUUCGACGGCUAAGUUUAGUCGGCUUGAUGGCGAACCGACGCAGGUCUUUAUAGUAGUUUACUAGCAGCGAGUGAAAAAUUUCUAUCCACUAUGGCUCUACGUGUUCUUAAUAUGGCUUUGCGUCGCCAAUUGGCUCAAUUGCCCCGCAAUGCCCAAGUCGGCAGCGUAGCCUCUGUCCACACUUUGGACAAGAUUGGCAAACGUGAAAUCGUAGGCUAUGGCUGGAACGGCACUGCCUGUUAUGCCGAUCGUGUCGAUUAUCCUAUGCCUGCCAUUCGUUUCCGUGAGGCCACCAAUGAAAUCAAUGCUUUGCGCGAAAAGGAGAAGCAAGAUUGGAAGAAAUUGAGCAUGGAGGAAAAGAAAGCCUUAUACCGUGCCAGUUUCUGCCAAACUUUCGCCGAAAUGAAGGCCGGUACCGGUGAAUGGAAAAUGCACUUGGGUAUGGGUUUGAUUUUCACCACCUUGGCUCUUUGGGUUGCCAUUUUCAUGAACACCUUUGUCUACGAUGAAAUGCCCGUUACCUUCGAUGAAGAGCACCAAAAGGCUCAAUUGAAACGUAUGUUGGAUUUGGAAAUGAACCCUGUCACUGGUAUCUCCUCCAAAUGGGACUACGAAAACAAGAGAUGGAAGUAAAUUAUUCCAAAUUGUUUUUACCAAUUUGCUAGCAAAUGGCUAAACAAUAUGUGUAUUGUGUACUUUAUAUAAAACAAAAAAUAAUUUAAGUAACCAAAACCAACCAAAAAACAACAAAAUCUGUUUUUCUUUCCCCUCCAGCAGCUGUUUCCUUAUAUAAUUUAAGAGUAAAGCUUUAAAAUAUUUAGAACAAUUUAUGUUAUGAUGAUCAAACUAAUGCAUGGUAGAAGAAAAACAAGGAAAAUAGAAAAUCUAACUAAAAA
Molecule: messenger RNA, 952 nt
Organism: Lucilia sericata (common green bottle fly)
Lineage: Eukaryota; Metazoa; Arthropoda; Insecta; Diptera; Calliphoridae
Gene: COX4
Product: cytochrome c oxidase subunit 4 isoform 1, mitochondrial
Exons: 3
Coding region: 147-689 (180 amino acids)
Biological process (GO): mitochondrial electron transport, cytochrome c to oxygen
Source: RefSeq, a predicted model, not a curated record